AUGAAUGAAAUAAAAGAUAAAGAUGUGAUGCGGUACUUGAAAACCUCACAGUUGGUGCUGGCUUUAGAGAUUAUUCACUCAAAGCCAGCAGAUAAAAGCAGCAAAGAAUAAUAUGCAGAGCGCAUGUCCAAAAUAGUAUCUGGACAGGAUUCCAAGCAGAAGUCAAGAGUUGAAGCUGUAGAAGCUGAAGGUAUUCAUUUGAGGCAGCAGCUGCUCUUAAGGGAGUGAAAGGCGGGAUAUCAAAUCCAAAACUCUCUCUCCUCUUCCAUAGGUGAUGCUCUGCUACCUACUCAUAUGGAGCUGUGCUUAGGCCAUUUUGAUGAUUCUGGAUACAAUACCUCAAAUAGAUAUAUAGCUGAUACACUAGAAACCUUACCUACCUUCGGCUAUGUUUCUGCAUGGCCAAUAUUGACUGCCAUAACAAGCAAGUCCUUGGUUUCUCAUGUGCAGUUCCCACAACAUUUCCUUGAACUGGCAUAGGCUGGAGGUCUGAGAACAGACUUGGGGAAAUGUAGAAGGAACUGCUCCACGAUAUCUGACUCUAUCUCUAAAUUGCUCAGUGACCUGGUUGCUUCAUAUAGUCUUCCAGAACUCAACUUUUCACAUCUUAUGACUUUGUUAUGAGUCAUAACAAAGUGAUUAAGUGACGCAGAUGUAGUUGGACAGAUUUUGGGACAGUGUCUCAAGAAUCUGGAAAUCUCUCUGGAAAGACUUGUAGCCACCGUUUUGAACAGCAACCAUCUCAACAAAUUCCAAAUGCAGGAAUCUCUGUCCCAUGCCCUUGUUCUGACUGGAUGAUGCAGCGUAUCCCUGCUCUUUGGAGAAGUCAGUCGAUUUGCUGGUGAGUUGCAGCAUGCCAAUGAGAUUCAAGCCAAGUACAAUAGACAAUGCAAAAAUACUUUAUUUCAGUGUAUAGCUUUGGAACAGCAUCUCAAAGCAGGGACUGAAAAGGGGAAUGCUGUCACUUCGAGCUCUGGUAUAGAGGAGAAUAUGUUUCUCCAGAAACUUGACCAAGCUAUUUUUCACCUCUCCGAUGAUUUCCCCUUGUUCUGAAUUUGUUUAUGGUGACCAGGCACUCUUCUGAAUACAGCACAAAUACAAACUGGUGAAAGAAGCUGUUUUGCUUUGUAG
Molecule: messenger RNA, 1131 nt
Organism: Podarcis muralis (Common wall lizard)
Lineage: Eukaryota; Metazoa; Chordata; Lepidosauria; Squamata; Lacertidae
Source: RefSeq, a predicted model, not a curated record